GGGAAAAUGAACGACACAUUGAGAAACAAAUUUCUCACCCUUCACAAUGAUGUAAGACAGACUGUUCGAAAUGGUCAACUCAAAGGACAACCGAUAGCCAUUUCUAUCAAACCAAUGAAAUACAAUUUGGAGCUGGAGAAGAAGGCACAAACAUUAUCUGAACAGUGUCGUGCUGGACACGAUAGAGCUGUGGAGCGAAAAAUUUCUCCAUUUCCAUAUGUUGGGCAAAAUUGGGCAGGUGCGAGUACAAUCGAACUGGGAUUCAAAUCAUGGUUGGAUGAACAUAAAUAUUAUGAUUACUUCAGAAGUUAUUGUGAAGAAGGUCAAUGUAAUGAAUAUACACAGAUUGUCUGGGAAGAAACUACCGAUAUUGGAUGCAGUGUAACAGAAUGCCCCAAUUCACCGUUCAGAUUGAGCAUUGUGUGCAAUUAUGGCCCUGGAGGCAAUUACGUCGCAAAAGAACCAUAUAUAACAAAAGAACAACAAAAAGAAACCGAUACGACAAAAAAAAUAGAAUUCCCAAAAAUCAACCAAAAACACACAACCAAAAAAGAAAGCGAAACACAAACAACCCCAAAAACAACAACAACAAAAAUAUAUACAACACACAGAAAAAUAGCCAAAAAAAUAAAAGAAAAAGAGACAACAACGAAGACAAAAUGCAGCACCACCACCACCAAAACCACAACUAAGAAGCCAACCAAGAGAACAACAACAACAACAAGAAGGACAACAAGAGCAACUACCAAGACAACACCAAAGACAACCCGCACCACCACCACCAAAACCACAACUAAGAAGCCAACCAAGAGAA
Molecule: messenger RNA, 814 nt
Organism: Trichobilharzia szidati
Lineage: Eukaryota; Metazoa; Platyhelminthes; Trematoda; Strigeidida; Schistosomatidae
Source: the annotation of a GenBank genome assembly